Molecule: messenger RNA, 2598 nt
Organism: Trichoplax adhaerens
Lineage: Eukaryota; Metazoa; Placozoa; Uniplacotomia; Trichoplacea; Trichoplacidae
Exons: 21
Coding region: 1-2598 (865 amino acids)
Biological process (GO): protein phosphorylation
Molecular function (GO): ATP binding; protein kinase activity
Source: RefSeq, a predicted model, not a curated record
AUGCCUUCUACAACGGGUUGGAAUGACCCUAAUGUAGGUGAAUAUUUUUCGCAUGAAAAUCCAAAUAAGAAAUUUAAUAUCUUAAGAGAAAUUGGCCAUGGCAGCUUCGGAGCUGUCUACUUUGCACGUAAUAAAAGUAAUAGCCAAGCCAUGGCUAUCAAGAAGAUGUCAUUCAAUGGUAAAAAUUCCGAAGAGAAAUGGCAAGAAAUUAUUAAAGAAAUAAGCUUCCUACGGUCAUGUAGUCACAAGAAUAUUAUUGAAUAUUAUGGUUGCUAUUUAGUGGAUGAUUACGUUUGGCUUUCAAUGGAAUACUGCAUAGGAUCAGCCGCAGAUAUCGUAGAAGUCCACAAAGACUUACUACAUGAGAAUGAGGUUGCAGCCAUUUGCAUAGGAACAUUAGAGGGUUUGCGUUAUCUGCACAGUACGAACAGAAUACAUAGAGACGUAAAAGCUGGUAACGUAUUACUAACAUCCGAAGGAGUAGUAAAGCUAGGCGACUUUGGGUCAGCUUCUUUAAAAUGUCCUGCAACAACAUUCGUUGGAUCGCCUUAUUGGAUGGCGCCUGAAGUUAUACUUUCGAUGGAUGAAGGCCCUUAUGAUGGAAAGGCCGACGUCUGGUCUCUUGGGAUAACUUGUAUCGAAUUAGCUGAAAGAAAGCCCCCUCUGAUAAAUAUGAAUGCUAUGAGUGCUUUAUAUCAUAUAGCCCAGAAUGAUCCUCCAACUCUGAAGGAAUCCCCUAGAUGGUCUGUAGCUUUCGUAUCUUUUGUUGCAAAAUGCCUUAACAAAGACGCUAAAGAUAGACCAUCGACUGAGGAUUUAAUGCUGCAUGAAUUUGUAACACAAGACAGGCCUGCACAUAUCCUGUUUAACCUAAUUCAAAGAACAAAAGAAGCUGUUAGAACAAUGGAUAGUCUGAGCUACAAAAGACUAAAAAAGAUUGUCAUAGAAGAAUCCGAACAGACGAAUAUAAAUUCUCAACCCGCUACGGAACAACAGAGAAAUGGACCAACUAUGCCUCACAUAGACCAUGAUAGCGAUGACGAUAAUUCAUCGCAAUCAUCAAGCAAUAUAGCAGAAAUUAGUGAUAGAUCUAUGAAUGAACCUGUUAGAGAGAAUGAGAGUAGUGAAGAUCGAGAUUUGCUUGGACAAGAUCGGUUUGCUACCAUAAGACCUAUUAGUUUUGUAUCACGAGAAAGGCGUGAGCAUGCAUCGCACAACAACUAUAGAGAACAGCUAUUAAUAUAUACUCGUAUGAGACAACAACACCAACAUCAACUGCAAUCAUUAAAUGCGAAGUUAACAUCUGAAUUACAUGAACAAAUCAAGCAAUUGGAUAAGGAUCAUGAGAGCUUCUUACACGGAACGGAAAGAGAACUUGAAAGAAUAAGAAAUAAACACAAAGGAGACUUGGAACAAAAUCUGCGUGCUUGUGUAACAGAAGAAAAGAAAUAUUGGAAAACAGUUCGUGAUAAGAACGAACAAGAAAUGAAGCAGUUUAAUAGCCAACAAAAAGCGGAUUUUAAGAUAAUAAAAACUUCAAUAAAAAAGGAAUUGGAUGAAAUGAGCUGUAGUAGUAAAGAUAGAGAAACUAUGAAACGCAAAAAAUUAGAUGAGGUUUUGCAACGUCAAUCCGAGGACGAAAGACGUAAAUUACAAGAAUUACGAAAUGGUGCAGAUCUCAAACUUAGACAAUUCAGAAAGGAACAAUUAUUGUGCCACCACAACCUAGAAAAGCAGCUCUUGCAGCAGGAACUUAAUUUUAUGCAGCAGAGAAAAGAUCAGUCUCAUGAGACGUUGCAACGUCAUCUUGAAAUUAUAAAUGAUACAGAGUCGAAACAUAUGAAAGUAAUUCAGGAUUUACGAUUAGCACAGCAGCAAAAACAGCAUAGAAUAGAAUGGGAUAAUGAAAAUGAAUAUGAACGGCAAAGAAGAAAUGAACAACGAAAGAAACAGUUAAUAGCUCAGCGACAACAACCUAGAAAUUUAAAAACACAAAAAGAUCGCAUAAAAAGACAGUUUGCUGAUAUGGUCAAGACGCAGAAUCGCCAAUUUAAAUCGUACGAAAAACAACUAUUACAAAGGGAGCCGAGAGAGAAGCAUAGAGAAAUAAGUAAACAACUUAAGGAAGAAAGAAAUCGGAAAAUGGCGGCAUUGGAGGAACAGUACGAUAAGACUAUUGUAGACCUUGUAGAAGAGCAAGCGUCGAGGUUAACUGAAUCUCAAACAAUUGAGCAGCAAGCAUUAGAAAGGAUGUUACAACAGGAAAAGGAAAUGCUGAGCGCUUAUCAGAGUCGAAUGAUGAUUCAAAUGAAGACACAAAAUGAAAAAGAACGAACGGAGUGCGAAGAAAAAAUUACGAAUAGACGCAAAGAAAUGGAUAGCAGAAAAAUGGAAGAAAGUAUGGCUUUGCAGCAGCUAAGGCUAGAAAGACAACAAGAAUUGCAGCAGAGACACCAGUAUGAGUUAAAUUUUUUCAAAGAGUCCUUGGAUGCUAGUCUAUCGCAUUUAUAUAAAUCUAGUUCAACAUCAUCAGGCAUUCGGAAUUUCGGAAAGUCUCAAUCUUUUAUGAAUAAGAAGGAAAGCGCGCAUGAAUACUAG